AGCUAAAUAUAAUCAAAGUCGAUUUCGAGGCCCGUUCCGUCUUUUAAAAAAUCGAGCGCGGUAGCCCACUCUUGUUUUUUUACUGAAUGGCUUACGAAAUCCCUGCCAUAUAUGGCCUACUGCCUCGAAAUGCCCCGUGUGCCAUGUGACGGCACAGAGAGUGAGUGAGCGAGUGCGUGCGAGUGCGGAGAGGGAGAGAGAACGAGCUCUUUUCCCCCUAUCGAUCUCGUCCGGCCAUUUGAGCUCUAUUCCCUCGGAAAAGCCUUCUGCUUGGUGCCCCCGGAGCCAGCAGCACCUCGCCCUGGAAGUGCCCCCUGGCCCCCCCUCGGCCGCAGCUCCAGGCCGGCAUCGCACCAAAAAGCCCGAUUUGCUGGGCUGUUGUUUACAAACACGGGCGCGAGGGGCGGGCGGGCGGCGCGCGUGUGCUGUCUCGGGCAUUGUGGGAGCGAGCUGCAUGUCCGUGCGCACGCGGCGGGGAGAGUGUGUCGUCGUGCCGUGUCGCCAUCUUCACCGGCUCGCAGAGUCCCCCACGAUGUCUGCUCCUGUCAGGGGCCCGGAUCAGCAUGCUUGGGCCCUGCUAGCCCUUCAGAAGUCCGCGCCAGCCUCGCCUCACCGCGUGCCGUGGUCCCCCGACAGGAAGGGAACGCCCAUUGCCAGACUGGAAGGCAAGGAAUUCGAAUACAUGGUGCGCCAGAGUCGGGUGGUCAUCGGGCGCAACUCCAGCAAGGGCGACGUGGACGUCAACAUGGGCCACAAUAGCUUUAUUUCGCGGCGCCACAUCGAGAUAUACUUCGAGACGCCCCACUUCUACAUGAUCUGCAACGGCAAGAACGGCGUGUUCGUGGACGGGGUGUUCCAGAGGAAGGGGGCGCCGCCCCUGCAGCUGCCCAGACAAUGCACACUACGCUUUCCCAGCACAAACAUUAAGAUUCAGUUCCAGUCGCUGGUAGAUGACUUAGACCCUCCACCUGCCAGGGUUCCGUCUCCCCCCAAACGCAAAAUGCAGCCACUUAAAAUUAACAUUCCUGACCAAGAAACCAAUUUCGGAUCGCCGUUCCCCUCUCCGACAGGCACGAUAAGUGCGGCCAACAGCUGCCCCACAUCGCCCCGCGGAGGCCAUGGAGGGCUCGGUGGACUCGCGGGCAACAAGCGUGUCAAUGCCGAGAACCUGGUCCAGGCGGCCUACGCUGCCAUGGAAGACAAAGGUGACAUUGCAAAUACAGUUUCAACAACUCACGAAGAGAAUCAGAUGAACUUGUCUGUGUCCAGCCAAAAUUACCACCACAAUGGCAUCCAGGCAUCCAUAGCGGACGACAGCUACUUCACGUCGCCCCAUCCGCCUGACCAGCCCCACAGUCCACCUGGUGCCAAGGAUGACUCCAAACCACCAUAUUCGUACGCUCAGCUGAUUGUCCAGGCUAUUUCUUCAGCUCCAGACAAGCAGCUGACGUUAAGUGGUAUCUAUUCAUACAUCACCAAACAUUACCCUUAUUAUCGUACUGCUGACAAGGGAUGGCAGAACUCCAUCCGGCAUAACCUGUCACUAAACAGAUACUUUGUCAAAGUGCCACGGUCUCAAGAGGAGCCGGGGAAGGGCAGCUUCUGGAAGAUAGACCCCGCGUCUGAGAGUAAACUAGUAGACCAGGCAUUUAAGCGACGGCGCCAGAGAGGUGUUCCUAUUUUCAAGACGCCCUUCACACACCUUUCCAAUAGCAGAUCUGCGCCAGCCUCUCCAUCACACAUUGGGAUGAGUGGGCUGGUUACGCCCGAGUCGCUGUCGCGAGAGGGCUCCCCGGUGCCAGAGUAUGUAGACUCGGCUACUGCCUCGCCUCUCAAUCCCCUUAACACUGCUGCGCAGUAUGAUGUAAACACCACUAGUGCGCCAUCCUCGCCACCCCAGCAUCAACAUCAACAAGGUACCACAUUGAUAGCCACAAGUGGGGUUAGUGUUCAGAAUUCCCAGCAGCUCAUGUCUGCCUUACAAGGCAAGUACCUGAUAGCCACAGCAGGAGGACCGAGUGGAGCAGGGUCCGGCAAGCAGGGAGAGCUGAAACAGAUCCAGUUGACAAGUGGAAGCCACAGUGGAGAGGGAGCCUCCUUUGCCCAGGGCCAAGUCAUUGUUCAGACGUCGGCUGACCCAAGCUCUUUCACACACACUCAGGUUAUCCUCCCUACGCAUCUCACAAAAUAUGGUAGUGGUUACGUGACGGUGAAUGGAGAGGUAAAACGAGUGAGCACAGCAACCACUGGACACACAGUGACUGGAACGAGUAAUAUGAGAAAUAGUAGUACUAGCACAGGAACUGCAGUCAUGGUAGGAACUGUGACUGCUGCCCCUCAUACCACAGAUUAUGUAGAGGAAGUAGUGGAGGCAGAGGGUGUUGUUAUGGCUGCCCCUCAAGACGAGCCUCUUUCGAAACGCCCGAGGGUGGAUGUGGACGAGUCUCCGUACGAAGAUGAAUAGAUUGUCAUUGCUAAACCACUAAACCUAGUGGGCGGUGGUGGCCAGCAAGGAAACAAAGCAGUAAUUGCUCUCAUGCCAGUUAAGUAGUGGUGGUCUCUGUGCAAGUAAAACAGGUUCAACUCAGGUGGACAGGAGCUGUAGGAUGGCUGUCUGACGCUGCGUUAGCCCGAGUUGUGUAUUUGAGAAAAGAUUUCCAACUCUCAGUUUUAAAAGAACACAUCUGUGCUGUUUUUAGUGGCACAGAAGUUUGUUUUUCUUCAGGGAUUAAUAAUAAAAAAAAAAAAGAUGUAGCCUGUUUUCUAGACAGACCAAUAAAAAGCAUCUGGUAUGGUGUAAAGACUCAAUGAUGUGCACAGUGGAUAAUAUUGUAGUGCCUGAUUUUUGCCAUAAUGUGACAACUGAUGGCAGGUAGGCCAUAUAAAAAAUAGUGGACAUCAGUUUGACAAGUUGUCUGUAAUCACAGCGAUAGAAAGGAGACUCGGCAGAACUCCAAAGCAUCUGCUGUGCCUAGGUGUAAGUGUGUCACACCGCAAGACUAAUGUCAUGUACCUGAUGGGAUUAUGGAGGUUGCAUAUGAGGCAACUUUUGCAAAUUUGUGAAGUGUCUGGAUGAGAAGUUAAUGCCCAUUAGUUACUCAGAAGUAGUUUACAGACUGUUAAGUGAUGUUUUUUGCCAAGUGCUUUUUUAAGUUCAGAAGAAAGUGACAACCAUAUUUGAUCAUGAUGACUUUGCUUGCAUGUACACAUUAUUACUUGGCUUUUCUUCAUGUAUACAAGAGAUUUCUUUUUAAUCGACUUGUUUAACAUGUAUUAAAUGUAUAAAUUGAUGAUGUGAAUGCUUUAAAAUAGAGCAUAGCCAUAUUAAAUGUCAAUAUUUAGUUAUUUUUGUGAAAGGAUUGGCCUCCCAGUCUCACUGCAGUGUAUGAUACACUGGGAUGUAUGGGAAAAUUAUUAUUUUCCCUAAUAUAGUGCAGUACAAGUUUUUAGGUGAUGUAAAGUAUUCUUUUUUGUGAAUAGUAUUAAUAUGAAAAAAUAACAAAACAAAACAAAACAGAUGAUUAUAGGGGAGUGUUCAGCAUGGGCUAUGUGGAGAAAUUAAUUGUUCAAGAAUUAAGUUGAAGAGUAGAGUUUUUUUUUACAACUUCAAGAAAUGUGUGGGAGUUGUGAAACCCUGCCAUAUAUGUACAGUAUCAGAAUGUUUAGAUCUGCUAAUAGUAGCAGAGGAUAUGUUUCCCUAUUGUAGUAUCAACUUUGUACUAAAAUGAAGAAUAGCAUAGUUUAAGUCAGAAGAACUCCCAUAUUUUUCUUUAAUGUUUGAGAGGCUACAAAUGAUGUGUAAAUGGUUAUAGUACUAUAUCUGUAUGGAGAGGGACAGUGUUAUAGUAAGAGAGCAUGUUGGAACACUUCCUUUCCUUUCAUGUACAUAAAGAGAACAAAUGUAGAACUCUAGAUUUUUUUCAGAAUUAACAUCUCAUUAAAAUGUUAGCUCCUGAAAGGGGAAAUAUUUAUUUUUUUUGAUUAUCUUCUCCUGACGAUGCUAGAUUAAUUCCAGCCUUUCACUGCGAAGGAAUUACACAGGUGUUUUUUAUUAUCCAAAAAUCAAUAGCAGGUUCUACAAAGGCCUACAAGGAAAGGUGAGUGAUUACGGUCCAAAGUCAGAGGUAAUUGUAAAUAAUCACAACCAACUAAUAAAGCUUAAUAAAAGGAGUAAACUUUGGUUUGGAAAGAAAAGGAAAAGAAUGGUUAGCUUGUUGACCUUAAAAGCUAGUUAUUUUUGUUUUUAAUUUUUGUGAGUUUACUGAGACAUGCAAACAUACGUAUUCGGGUAACUUAAAAAAGAGGAUAUUUAUUGUGUUAAGUUAAAUAGCUAAAUUGUUAAUGUUUUUUUUUUCUUCGUAUCAGAAACCUAAGACUUGUUCCUUCAGUAACAGGCAGUGUUACUUUUAUGUAUAGUAAAUAAAUUUGGUGCCCAUAAAUUAUGAAUGAAAGGAUUACUCUAAAACUUACCAAUCUUUCAUCCUUUGCCAGAAAGUGCCCCUCCCCCCCCUUUUUUUUUUCUUCUUUCUUAAAAAAUUGUGUGCACUUUUCAAGUGAGCAGAAAUUACCUAAAACAUGAAAAAUCCUGGUGGAACAUCCUCUCUCUGGCAAGGCAAGUUAUUACACAGUGAGUGUUAAAUAGGGACUACAAAAUUAUAAAUCAGGGUCCUAUAUUAAUUGUAUUGUUCUAAAUAUGUACUUAUGAAUAUAAAGUGAAUAUUUGGUUAUCAAGAGUCGAUUCAAGUAGUUGAAAAUUGUUCUGGCUCCACAACCAAUAUUUUGACAAUCUUCUGUUGUGUGUUGAAACUGUUCCUCUCAAGAAACACUCCAGUUUUUCUUGUAUUCUUUGAUGUCCUGUGAUAGAAAGAAUUAGUAUAGCCGGUUAUCAUACGUUCUUUGUGUCAUGUGACAAAUGAUUGUGAAACACAAAUUGUUUUUAUCUGUUCCCAGUUCUUUCAGUUCUUAUCCGUUAGACCAAUGCCCGUAUUUGCUUCAUGCUUUUGGUAUUUCACUUACCAAGUGUAGCCAAGUAUUGCAAUUCCUAAAUGCUAGCCAGUUUUGUCUUGCUUAUUAAUGAAUGAUAAGGUCAUUUUGUCAUCAGUCCUCAAAUUUUGUUUACAUAAGAAAAACAAAGGCAAGUAAUUGGCAGUCAGUGUAUUGAAAGGAAAUUUAAGUGUGUUUGGUUAUGUGUGCUUACAUAUAUAUAAGAAUAUAUAUUAUAAUUAUGAUUUUUUUUUCUUCUUUUUAUAAAAAUGCUGUGAAACUGUUCUUAGAUGAGGCAAUAACUUUGGAGUGCUGAUGGAGUGUGAGGAGUGUGUGCCCCAGCUUUACCCACUGUUAAGUUUUAGAAAAUAGGACUCUUGUCUUGUCUCCGCUUGGAUCUAAGCAGACGAGACCAACACUACAGUUCAACUAUCUGAAAUGUAUAUCGUGUCUUGACCCACUAGUAGUAACUUGAAAAGUAACAGAUAGUAAAAAAAAAAAAAAAAAAAAAAUUGUUUAUCUGCAUAUUUAUGGAGGAUUACAAUAGGCAGGAGGCAAAUAAACUCUAUACCAAAUGGUGGUGCCAAGCAUACCCUUGAGGUGACUAACUGUACAGUUGUUUAUUAAACUGUAAUAGAAUACUGGUCUGUCCAAGGGAAUAUUAGUUUAUUAAACAUUAAAGGGUAGUACUCUUGAUAAAUACUCAAGUUUUUUGAUGGGUUUUAAGAGGUACAAAUUCCUUUGUAAUAACUGUUAACAGUAUACUGAUUAAGUGCUAGCUGCAAGCUCAUGUAAGUACUUAGGCAGUAUUUUUGAAGACAUUUACAAUGAAGCCUACAAGGUUAAUGCAAGAUCAUCAUCUAACUUGUGUAUUUCAUGAUCAUCUGCCCAAGAAAAAAAGAAAAAAAAAAAUGAAAAGGUCAUCCAGGAUGACAACGGAUAGAGACAAAAGUCUCAGCUCCUCUUUAUUAAUGGCUUCCCCAACCUUUAAAUGCUCCUGACAUUCAGGAGUAACUUCCUACCCUCCUCCCUUCCCCUCCAUUACUUUUUGCGACCAACCCACAAACUCUACCCUGCCUUGAUAUCAUAGUGAUUCGUAUGUACAACUAAUAGAAGCAGAGUGAAAAUAAACCUAUUAACUCAGA
Penaeus chinensis is the source of this 6128-nucleotide messenger RNA. RefSeq names its product forkhead box protein K2-like. Gene Ontology annotation, molecular function: DNA-binding transcription factor activity, RNA polymerase II-specific; RNA polymerase II cis-regulatory region sequence-specific DNA binding; protein binding. The transcript has 10 exons. The record is from RefSeq and is a predicted model, not a curated record. Gene Ontology annotation, biological process: regulation of transcription by RNA polymerase II. Lineage: Eukaryota; Metazoa; Arthropoda; Malacostraca; Decapoda; Penaeidae. Bases 455 to 2464 code for a protein of 669 amino acids.